Messenger RNA from Penicillium roqueforti, 531 nucleotides. RefSeq names its product molybdopterin synthase catalytic subunit. Gene Ontology annotation, biological process: Mo-molybdopterin cofactor biosynthetic process. Gene Ontology annotation, cellular component: cytosol. Lineage: Eukaryota; Fungi; Ascomycota; Eurotiomycetes; Eurotiales; Aspergillaceae. The record is from RefSeq and is a predicted model, not a curated record. Gene Ontology annotation, molecular function: molybdopterin synthase activity. The coding region runs from base 1 to 531 and encodes 176 amino acids. The transcript has a single exon.
AUGCCAUCCCAAGACCCAACCCCCCUCCCAGCUCACCUCGACCCAAAAACCUACCCACGCACCCACAACUCCACAACACAAAACAUCCACAUAACACUAACCUACAACACCCUCGACGCAACCACCUACCUAUCCCAAACAUCUUCACCCGCCGCCGGCGCCAACAUCCUCUUCCUCGGCACGACGCGCGACACCUUCGAAGGCCGCUCCGUCUCGCAGCUCAGCUACACAGCGUACCCGCCUCUGGCGCUGAAGACGCUAGCGGGGAUCGCCGAGGCCGCGGUGAAGACGCAUGGGCUGGAGGGCGUGAGUAUUGCGCACAGGCUUGGGACAGUGCCGAUUGGGGAGGCUUCGAUUGCUAUUGCUGUUAGUGCGGGACAUCGGGGUGCGGCGUGGAGGGCUGGUGAGGAGGUGUUGGAGGCUUGUAAGGAGAAGGCGGAGAUUUGGAAGAGGGAGGAGUUUGUUGAUGGGGGGAUGGAGUGGAGGGCUAAUGCGGAGAGGGAUGCUGAGGGGAGGGUUUUGGGGGCUUAG